AUGACUGAGUUUGACGAUUGCAGCCACAGCGCAUCCAAUAUGUAUCUGCCAGGGUGUGCUUAUUACGUUUCACCAUCAGAUUUCUCGACGAAACCCUCUUUUUUGUCGCAAUCGUCUUCCUGUCAAAUGACUUUUCCUUAUUCUUCUAAUUUACCUCAUGUCCAACCUGUGCGCGAAGUAGCAUUCAGGGAAUACGGAUUAGAGCGCAGCAAAUGGCAGUACAGGGGCAGUUAUGCUCCGUACUACUCAGCUGAAGAGGUGAUGCACAGAGACUUUCUGCAGCCUGCGAACCGGAGGACGGAAAUGUUAUUCAAAACGGACCCCGUGUGCAGCCACCACGGACCGUCUCCGGCCGCCUCCAACUUGUACAGCGCGGUGGGCAGGAACGGGAUCCUGCCGCAAGGCUUCGACCAGUUUUACGAGGCGGCCCCCGGCCCCCCGCACCCGCCGCUCUCCGAGGGCGACGGCGAGGGCGAGGGCGACGGCGGCAAGGGCGACGGCAAGCCCCACCACGGCACUUGCAGUAAAACACCUUCCAGCCAGGACAAGAAAGUGACAACAGCGAACAGCGCCGGGUCCCCUUCGGGGGAGGCUGUUGCAGAGAAGAGCAACAGUUCAGCAGUUCCUCAGCGAUCCAGGAAAAAGAGGUGUCCCUAUACCAAAUAUCAGAUAAGAGAACUGGAACGUGAGUUUUUCUUCAAUGUGUACAUAAACAAAGAGAAAAGACUGCAGUUGUCCAGAAUGCUCAACCUCACUGACCGACAAGUUAAAAUCUGGUUCCAGAAUCGAAGGAUGAAAGAAAAGAAACUGAACAGAGAUCGACUCCAAUAUUUCACUGGAAAUCCCUUGUUUUGA
Messenger RNA from Rhea pennata, 855 nucleotides. It is a transcript of the gene HOXD11, whose product is annotated as homeobox D11. The transcript has 2 exons. The record is from RefSeq and is a predicted model, not a curated record. The coding region runs from base 1 to 855 and encodes 284 amino acids. Lineage: Eukaryota; Metazoa; Chordata; Aves; Rheiformes; Rheidae. Gene Ontology annotation, cellular component: nucleus. Gene Ontology annotation, molecular function: DNA-binding transcription factor activity, RNA polymerase II-specific; RNA polymerase II cis-regulatory region sequence-specific DNA binding. Gene Ontology annotation, biological process: anatomical structure development; regulation of transcription by RNA polymerase II.